AUGCCUUUUAUAGCCCAGUCUCCCGCAGCUGAGAUCUGGGGGGAUUUGAAUUACGAUGGCAAAGUUGAUAUCACUGGCGAUGCCGAUGUUUCUAAGAAUGGUCGCGAGGCGAUCUUUCUUGCCAAUAUCGGAGACACAGGUCAAAGAUGCUCGCAAAUGCCCCAAUUUCAAGGAAGUUUAUCAUCCGAGAACGUUCUUGACACUUGCAAUGAUGCGUCGGAGGAGUUACAGCGCAGCCCUCAAUAUAUGGCCCCCCUUCGUACAGUUCCGAUGCCAGGGUUAAGUGCAGAUGCAAGCGGCCGUUUAUCCCUUUCAGGCAGUCGCGACAUCAAUACGAUUAUAAGACUCUUUUUGAAAAAGGUACAACAAAUUUCUCCUCGGCAGAGCUCGUCGCGGGCUUGGAGCUUGGGAUUGAUUCUUCGACAGACUCGAAACCCUGGAUGGAAUGGUCGCGUUACCGUCACCUUCAGUGUGGAGGACAAGGGGGUCCAGCAAGAAAGCAAGGUUAAUCUUCGUGUGGCUCCGGUUCUCACGCACCAUCAUCUGCAAAAAGCUGAGCAUAUUUUAAUAUCUGACCCGAAUCAAGCGCUGAGCGAAAGGCCAUGGUUUUCAGCAUUCUUCGAUCGACUGACGGCUGCAUUAGCGGAAGCAGGACUAGCAGGAAAACUAACCAAACUCAACACGGAUGACAGAUGGGCACAGGACUUUUUGGAGACCGGAUUCACCAGCAUGCCAGUUCCAAACGGGCCAAUUACCUUAAGAAUCAUGAUCCGUUCUUCUCAGUCCUUCCGCUCGGUUGGUCGACUAGCCUAUCUACAGCUUCGUAAUAACGGAACCGGUGCAGUUCAAUAUAUUGGAGGAAGUACAGGCCGCUACACUACAGAGUCUUUGGGAAAUUUAGAGACGAUUCCACCGUAUGAACAUAACAAUGUCAAGUAUCCGGGCGGGCGGACUAUUAUGGGUCUAGGCAAUGAUCCUAUGCCCCAUAUCCUUGCUUUUCUUGACGCCCAGGAGGUACAAAAGCCUUUGACACUCGACACUUCAUGGCUUGCUGCUGCGCACGUGGAGGAGUUUCUUACAUUCAUCCCAGCUAAUACUCCCCGAGGCUGGCGCUUGAUGUAUGGAGGUGUGCAGAAGGGGUUGGACUUCCUAAAACAGGUGGAAAAGGAUGGGCACGGAAGGACGCCUUUCUUCUCAAGACCGGCUGAAGAUACAGAGUUUAAAAACUUCGCCAUUUCUGAUCUCCUGGCAGACGAGGAGUUUCUCGACUUGAAUGCUGAAUGCAGUAAACGCACCCUGGCAAACAUUAAUAUUCUUAAGAACGAAACCGGCCUCACAGAUUCCGAGAUAAUAGGGGUGCAUGCCCUUUACCAUGACCUAGAAAAGACGUCCAGUUCUCGUGUAAGAGCUAAGAAGUCCAAUUCAGAUCUUUGUCCGAAAGUUGCUCAUAAUAUCAUGUCCAUGACACCAAAUGAUGCAGCAAUGCUUGCUCGAAAGCGACCUUCUCUCAGUGAACGGAGAACUGGCGCUGCACAGAUUCAAGCAAGACAAGUCAAAGAAGUACAAGCUGUCUCAUUUUUCCCAUCUUUUAUGAAUGGACUUUUGGUUUCAAGUUCACAGUACCUUGCUCCCCAGCCAUUCGGGCCCAGUAUUAAUGGAACCGAUGUUCUUCAGGAAGUUCUAUUACAAUCGAUGAAAGAAAGCGGAUAUAAUGUUCAAUUUAUCGACGACCGCAAUUUUUUUCUCGAUUUUGGGGAUGUUCACUGUGGGACAAAUGCCUUGCGCGAAAGCAGGGUUGAGUGGUGGAAGUAG
Ophidiomyces ophidiicola is the source of this 1812-nucleotide messenger RNA. RefSeq lists its product as uncharacterized. Gene Ontology annotation, molecular function: calcium ion binding; protein-arginine deiminase activity. Gene Ontology annotation, cellular component: cytoplasm. Bases 1 to 1812 code for a protein of 603 amino acids. The record is from RefSeq and is a predicted model, not a curated record. NCBI's taxonomy places the organism in Eukaryota, Fungi, Ascomycota, Eurotiomycetes, Onygenales, Onygenaceae. The transcript is spliced from 2 exons.